Penicillium samsonianum is the source of this 714-nucleotide messenger RNA. RefSeq names its product putative haloacid dehalogenase-like hydrolase. The record is from RefSeq and is a predicted model, not a curated record. NCBI's taxonomy places the organism in Eukaryota, Fungi, Ascomycota, Eurotiomycetes, Eurotiales, Aspergillaceae. The transcript is spliced from 4 exons. The coding region runs from base 1 to 714 and encodes 237 amino acids.
AUGUCUGCUAUCGCCUGCAAACAUCUUCGUCCGCGAAAGUUUGCACCUCUCGGCUCUGCCGAGACGUCGACUGCCCCUCUCUUGAAGGGAAUUGUGUUUGAUGUGGACGGGACUUUGUGUUUACCACAGCACCACAUGUUCAGUGAAAUGAGAGCAGCACUAGGAAUCGAUCGCUCCAUCGACAUCCUCCAGCACAUCCGCGAACUCCCAGCCGGAGAACAAGCCACAGCCGUAUCCAAAGUGCAAGCAGUAGAGCGCCGAGCCAUGGCCGACCAACAGCCACAGCCCGGCCUGGUUCGCCUAAUGGACUACCUUAAAUCCCGUGGGUUACGACGGGCGCUCUGCACCCGGAACUUCGAAGCACCAGUCCAGAACCUAAUUGACAACCAUCUCGACGGACAUAUCUUCCUACCAAUCAUCACUCGUGACACGCCCAAUCUCCUGCCCAAGCCUGAUCCCGCGGGCAUUCUGUAUAUUGCGAGUGAAUGGGGUCUUGCUGAUGGUCAGAAUUUGAUCAUGGUUGGUGAUAGCAUUGAUGAUAUGACAGCUGGGCAUAUGGCUGGCGCUGCGACGGUGUUGCUUUUGAAUGAGCUGAAUGCGCAUUUGAAGGAACAUCCGCAUACGGAUCUUUGUAUUAAGCAGCUGGAUGACCUGGUUGGUAUUCUGGAGGAGGGAUUCCUCGGGACUAGAAAGAAUGAUGAGCAUGGCGCGUGA